UCACCUCAAGCUCCAGGCCACCUCGAGUUCAAGUAGACGACGCAGUGGUAAACUACCAGUGUGCUACCUAACACUACCACGUACCACCAUGGUGCAUCAAGCUCAGGGCCUGCUCGUGCAGGAGGUGGCCGCCGACGGGGAGCUGCCGAGCCGCUACGUGCUCAAGGAGCAGCAGGGCCGCCCCGCCGCCGCCACGGCCGCCGCCGCACAGCGUGCCGCUCCAUCCAUCCCCGCCGUGGACGUGAGCCGCCUUGCCGACGCUGACCCCGGCGAGGCCGACAAGCUCCGGUCGGCGCUCGGCUCCUGGGGCCUCUUCGCGGUGACCGGCCACGGCAUGACGGACCCGUUCCUCGACGCGAUCCUCGGCGCGGCGCGGGGGUUCUUCCACCUGCCGACGGAGGCGAAGCAGGAGUACAGCAACGUGGUCGACGCCGACGACGGCGGCCGCAAGUUCCAGCCCGAGGGCUACGGCGUCGACCGCGUCGACACGGACGAGCAGGUCCUCGACUGGUGCGACCGGCUGUACCUCCAGGUCCGUCCGGACGACGCGCGGCAGCUCCGCUUCUGGCCGACCCACCCGCCGGACCUCGCCGAGCUCCUCAAAGAGUUCAGCGUGGAGGGCGAGAAGGUGGCCAAGAUCGCCGUCACGGCCAUGGCCAGGUGCCUGGGCUUCGAGGAUGGGUUCUUCGUGGACAAGGUCGGCGAGCGGAUGCCGUCGUACGCGCGGUUCACCUACUACCCGCCCUGCCCGUGCCCGGACCUCGUGCACGGGCUCAAGCCCCACACCGACAACUCCGUGGUCACCGUGCUCCUCCUCGACGAGCAAGUCGGCGGCCUCCAGGUUCUGAAAGAUGGCAGCUGGGUCGACGUGCCGGUGCUGGGCGGCGGCCGACACCAGCUGCUGGUCGUGGUCGGCGACGAGAUGGAGAUCAUGAGCAACGCGGCGUUCAGGGCGCCGGUACACCGGGUGGUGGCGCCGGGGGAGGAGGCGGAGCGGGUGUCGCUGGCGGUGUUCUACCAGCCGGAGCCGGACAAGGUGCUCGAGCCGUCGCCCGAGCUGGUCGACGGGGAGCGGCCGGCGAUGUACAAGAAGCUCCAGGCCAAGGUCUUCGCCGACGGCUUCUGGGACGCGUUCGCGCUCGGGGAACGCACCAUCGACUUCCUCAAGGUCAAGGUCGACGCCGUCGAUCCGCCGGCGGCGGCCGUUUCCGGCGCUUGAUUGUAUUGAACUAUUGAAGCCUCCCUGAGCGCUCCAUGGAUCCAUAUGUAUGCGAAUUGCACGCACGGAGUGUUGAUUGUAUUUGCAGAUUAUGUGUGUAAUUUACCUGGUGUCCAUGUAUCGAUCGUUCCCAGUUCCAUGGGGGCGGCAUCAAUACUAUCAAUAAUAAAUCAAUCAAUGAGAGUUGCUCUA
Messenger RNA from Aegilops tauschii subsp. strangulata, 1411 nucleotides. Its product is annotated as flavonol synthase/flavanone 3-hydroxylase. NCBI's taxonomy places the organism in Eukaryota, Viridiplantae, Streptophyta, Magnoliopsida, Poales, Poaceae. The record is from RefSeq and is a predicted model, not a curated record.